Molecule: messenger RNA, 732 nt
Organism: Myzus persicae (green peach aphid)
Lineage: Eukaryota; Metazoa; Arthropoda; Insecta; Hemiptera; Aphididae
Exons: 2
Coding region: 1-732 (243 amino acids)
Molecular function (GO): protein dimerization activity
Source: RefSeq, a predicted model, not a curated record
AUGGAUCAAGCAAUUGGAUCAUUAUCAGAAUUGAGACAAAAUUACAGUGACAUUGUUAAUAUUGCCAAUGAUUUGUGUUCUAAAUGGGGUAUUUCAUCUAAAUUUCCAUCAAAACGCCAACAAUUCGCCAAAUUACAUUUUGACGAAAUCGAUGGUGACAGAAGAUUAAAUGUAACAGAAGAAAACUUUAAAAUAAAAAUAUUUUAUCCAGUUGUAGAUACUGCUUUAGCACAACUAAAAAAUAGAUUUAAAGGAUUAAAAGUAAUCUCAUCGACUUUUGAAUUUUUAAAUCCAACCUUUCUUAUAAGUACUGAAGAAAAUGAUUUAAUAAAAUAUGCAUUUGAUUUUAUUCAACUGUAUAAGUCUGAAGUGACUUCAGAUUUUACUCGACAGUUACUAAGUAUCCAAUCCAUAAUAAAAAAUAAAUCAGAUAUCAGAAACAUUAAUGAUGUUAUAAAAUUUAUUGUGAACAAUGAUUUAUCAACAGCUUUUUGUGAUGUUCUAACAGCUUGUAUAAUUUUUUUGACAAUUCCUGUAACUGUUGCUUCAGCUGAAAGAUCUUUUUCCAAACUUAAAUUAAUAAAAAAUUACUUGAGAAAUUCUACUUCUCAAGAAAGAUUAAGUAAUAUAUCAGUAUUAAGUAUUGAAAGAGGUCAUACUGAUGAAAUUAAUAUAAAAAAGAUUAUUACUGAUUUUGCAAAUGCAAAAGCUAGGAAAAAAAUGUUUUUUUAA